Molecule: messenger RNA, 1618 nt
Organism: Bipolaris sorokiniana ND90Pr
Lineage: Eukaryota; Fungi; Ascomycota; Dothideomycetes; Pleosporales; Pleosporaceae
Exons: 2
Coding region: 303-1514 (403 amino acids)
Source: RefSeq, a predicted model, not a curated record
CGACAGAUUACCAGCCUGACGGCGGCGACACAUUAGGGGAGUACGCGGUCACAUCCAUGGCAUCCUGUAUUCCCACUCUUCUCAACCCUCUCUGGGGCGUUCUAGCAGCCGCGUUACCUGCACCUGUUCGCAAAGGGAUGCGGCCGUAACUUGGCAUUAAUCUUGCCGCGCGGACACCUCCACAUCGUGGUCAGCUUUCAUAUGGACUCUCGCGGGGCUCUCACACAGCCCACGUCUCCGUUCCUACAAUCUUGGCUUUCUCGGCUUCCAAGUCGCUCUCUCCACCUCCCUCCUUACGCACCAUGACCAGACGAAACGUCAUUCCGCUCCUUGCUGUGUUCGUCGUCCUUUCCAUAACUGCAUUCUUUUACUCCGACAUACGCACCAGCGAAACGUGGAGGAGGUUGCCUCAACAUGUGGGCUUGGGCGAACACAUUGGCAACAAUGCGCAACCGCACAGCGCGGACCCAUUGCGCGAUCCCGACUACACGAAUUGGAAUCCAAAACCCGUGUUCAAACCAGGCUCGCCGAUGCCCCCGGGGCAUAAUUAUACAUCGACAUUGAUAAUUGCAAAGACAAAGAAAGAGGAUAUCGGAUGGAUACUGGAAAAGCUGCCGCAGCAGGACAGAGCCGUCUAUGUUGCGGACGAUCCAACUGCGCCGUUACACCCCCCAAAGAACAAGGGCCACGAAGUCAUGAUCUACCUAUCGUGGAUUAUUGACAACUACGACAACCUUCCUGACGUGGCCAUCUUCAUGCAUGCGCAUCAAUUAUCAUGGCACAAUGAUAUGCUCUUGGGUAACGACGCACACGAAAUGAUCACUCGUCUGAGUCGGCCACGCGUUUGGAGAGAAGGUUUUGUGAACAUGAAGUGCACUUGGCAACCAGGCUGCCCGGAUUGGAUGCACCCAGGUGUGACGGAACAGGACAAGGGAAAGCAGGAAGAGGUUCUUCUUGCAAAGUCCUGGAGCGAGCUUUUCCCCCUCGACGAAAUCCCUAGUGUGCUAGCGCAGCCUUGUUGCGCCCAAUUUGCCCUCUCGCGAGAACGGAUACAAGCGAAGCCCUUGGCGCAAUACGUCUGGUACCGUGACUGGGUAUUCAAUACACAAUUACCCGACUACCUUAGCGGGCGCAUCUUUGAAUACAUCUGGCAAUUCAUCUUCACGGGCCAAAACAUUUACUGUCCAAAAGAGCAUAUCUGUUUCUGCGACCAGUACAGCGUUUGUUUUGGCGGUGAAGAAGAAUACGACAACUUCAAGGCUCUUGCGGCCGAGUUGAGUGAUAACCAAGGGAAGCUUAUGUACUGGUAUCAGAGAGCAGCGAGUAUCGCAGAGGCGAAGAAAGAAGGCAACAUGCAACUGCUAAAGGAAAUUGAGACACCUGAGCCAGGCAAGGAUGAGGAGUAUAGGAGGGAGAUUGACCGCUUAAAGCCGAUGGUCGAUCAAUUAAGACAUGACGCCUAUGUUCGAGGCGAGGACCCGCAAAAUCGCGCGUUGGAGGUAGGAAGGGAGUAGAAAGAGGGCGAUGGUUUUUGAUGCAAAUACUCUUUUUCUCUAGCCAUAUCAAUGUCAGGAACAUUGUGAGUAGAAUAUAUAGACAUGGCUUAUUCAAAUCAACC